Molecule: messenger RNA, 1840 nt
Organism: Gilbertella persicaria
Lineage: Eukaryota; Fungi; Mucoromycota; Mucoromycetes; Mucorales; Choanephoraceae
Product: 6-phosphofructo-2-kinase-domain-containing protein
Exons: 8
Coding region: 93-1475 (460 amino acids)
Biological process (GO): fructose metabolic process; fructose 2,6-bisphosphate metabolic process
Cellular component (GO): cytosol
Molecular function (GO): ATP binding; fructose-2,6-bisphosphate 2-phosphatase activity; 6-phosphofructo-2-kinase activity
Source: RefSeq, a predicted model, not a curated record
AUCGGAGUUUCCCAAGUUAGAUUUUAUCAUUGGGGAAAUAUUAAUCUCCAUUUUUUUUCGUUCUUUCUUUUUCUUUUUUGUUAUAAACCAAUAUGAGUAGUUCAGCAAAUCUGCGUAUUGCCUGUGUGAUGGUGGGCUUACCAGCACGCGGAAAGACAUACAUUUCCUGCAAAGUCAGUCGUUAUUUAACUUGGUUAGGCAUCAAGACUCAAAUAUUUACUGUAAGCAACUACCGUAGAAAACUAGCAGGCCUCAAUUUACCACACACAUUUUUUGAUCCUAAAAAUGAUGAAGCAAUGAAAAUAAGGCAUGAAGCAGCUUCCAUGGCCCUAAAUGACAUGAUACGCUGGUUUGACAAGGAAGAUGGUACAGUAGGUAUUUUGGAUGCUACCAAUUCAUCCAAGAAAGCAAGAGCCUGGAUCAACCAAGAGUUGACAUCACGCGAUAUUCAAGUCUUAUUUAUUGAAUCUAUCUGUGAAGACGAAAAUGUUGUUAUGUCUAAUAUCAAGGACGUCAAAUUAUCUUCUCCUGACUACUGCGAGCGUGAUCCUGAAGAAGCCACAGAAGACUUUAUUAAACGUAUUCGUCACUACGAAGCAACUUAUGAAACAAUAACAGAAAAAAAAUUGACUUGGAUCAAACUAAUUAAUGUUGGCAGCCAAUAUAUCAUCAACAUGAUUCGCGGGUAUUUGGAAAGCAGAAUUGUGUAUUACCUAAUGAAUUUACACACGCGCCCAAAACGAAUUUGGUUUAGUAGACACGGUGAGUCACUGUUUAAUUUGGAAGAUAGAAUUGGUGGAGAUGCAGGGCUGUCACCUAGAGGGGAACAAUAUGCAUUGAAAUUACCAGAAUUAGUAAGAGAGAAUAUCGGUGAUCGCCCAUUGACCGUCUGGACUUCUUCCAUGACUCGUACUAUCCAAACAGCGAGACAUCUUCCGUUCCCCAAGAAACAGUGGAAAGCUCUUGAUGAGCUUGAUACAGGUGUCUGUGACGGUAUGACAUACGAUGAAAUUGCGGCUAAAUAUCCCGACGACUUUGCCAGACGUGACGAAGACAAGUUUAACUACCGCUACCGAGGUGGAGAGAGUUACAGAGACUUGGUGUUAAGACUAGAGCCUGUUAUCAUGGAGUUGGAAAGCCAUGAAAAUAUCUUGAUUAUUUCUCAUCAAGCAACGAUUCGUUGUAUGUAUGCUUACUUUAUGGGACUAAGUCAUGAAGAACUGCCGUAUGCACCUAUUCCACUUCAUACUAUCAUUGAGUUGAAGCCAAAAGCAUUUUCUUGUGAAGAAAAGCUAUACAAAGUUGAUGUGGGUGCAGUGGAUACCUUUAGACCUAAAGGGCAGUUAGGCCGUAGACUGACCAAUGACAAAUUCAUUAGCGCAGUGCCAGCCUUGGCAGAGGGGGCUAGUGGAGAAAUCGCAGAUUCUAAUAAGCCAAUUUUGCCCAUCACACCUAUCAGUGUCACACCUUGUUAAUGUAUUAUUUAUUGUUCUUCAUAUUCCCCUUUUUUCUUUCUGUCUCUAGUCUAUUCAAUAAACAAUAUAUUUUGAACCUCCAAAGGUGUGAUCGAACAACAGGGAUCAGGGGGUCUAAAUCGUCUCCACAAUAUUAAAAUAUAUCUUUUUUGGUUUUUUGAGACAUUGAGUGCAACCAUUCUACAAAGUGUAACUUAAUUUAUGUGUUAGAAUUGAACACAAAUUAUCUCAUGCAAAUCAUUUUCAUGUCAAAUCCUUCAACAAUUAAAAUUGAAAAAUACAAAAGUCAAUACCUAUGUUUUAAAGUAGAAAAAAAAAGCUCAUAGUGUAUGAUAUAUAUAUAAAAAAAAAAAAGAGAGAAAAAA